This is a messenger RNA of Triplophysa rosa, 3137 nucleotides long. RefSeq names its product phosphatidylinositol-4-phosphate 5-kinase, type I, gamma a (gene pip5k1ca). Bases 206 to 2233 code for a protein of 675 amino acids. Gene Ontology annotation, biological process: phosphatidylinositol metabolic process. The record is from RefSeq and is a predicted model, not a curated record. NCBI's taxonomy places the organism in Eukaryota, Metazoa, Chordata, Actinopteri, Cypriniformes, Nemacheilidae. Gene Ontology annotation, molecular function: phosphatidylinositol kinase activity. The transcript is spliced from 18 exons.
UGUGCAUGAAGGCUCAGCUCAGAUGUGAGAGGACCACGACGCGCGAACACAGUCCUCAAUUUCUCAUUGACAGCAUUUUCACCAGUUACUCAGAUCCGUAUACGCUAGAGGUGAAGGUGUAUAUAUUCAUACAUUCAUACAAUAACAUACAUUCGCGAGCGUCGGUUGUCAGUGAUCUUUCGGAGGAUUCAUCCCGGGAGAUUGAAUGGAAGCGGCGGCUGAAGGGGCGAGCAGCCUGUCUGAGGCCGCGGAUGGGAGUCCAUUAUCCGGGGCACCGGCAUCCGAGGACUCGGGGACGGGCGAUGUUGACGCGGAUGCUACAUCGAAAAAGGCGUUCAUCACAGAGAUGCCCUCUUCUUCAGGCCAGCCGGCCCACAUAAAGAAGAUCGGACACAGAGGAGUGGACGCGUCGGGAGAGACCACUUACAAGAAGACGACAUCAUCAGCACUCAAAGGGGCCAUUCAGCUUGGCAUUGGCUACACUGUCGGGAACUUGAGUUCCAAGCCCGAGCGUGAUGUGCUCAUGCAGGAUUUCUAUGUGGUGGAGAGCAUAUUUUUUCCCAGUGAAGGGAGCAACCUGACGCCAGCCCAUCAUUUCCCAGACUUCCGUUUUAAAACGUACGCCCCCGUGGCCUUCCGGUACUUCAGAGAGCUCUUCGGUAUACGGCCAGAUGACUAUUUGUAUUCAUUGUGUAAUGAGCCGUUGAUCGAGCUGUCCAAUCCCGGAGCGAGCGGCUCCGUCUUCUAUCUCACCAAGGACGAUGAGUUCAUCAUCAAAACAGUCAUGCACAAAGAAGCAGAGUUCUUGCAGAAACUCCUGCCGGGCUAUUACAUGAACCUAAACCAGAAUCCUCGCACCUUAUUGCCCAAGUUCUUUGGGUUGUACUGCGUACAAUCGGGUGGCAAGAACAUUCGGAUGGUGGUCAUGAACAACGUGCUGCCCAGGGUGGUGCGCAUGCACCUCAAAUAUGACUUGAAGGGAUCCACCUACAAGCGACGGGCCUCCAAGAAAGAGCGGGAAAAGGCGAGACCCACUUUUAAAGACCUCGACUUCAUGCAGGAUGUGCCGGAUGGACUCAUGCUGGACACGGACACUUAUAACGCCCUGGUUAAAACAUUACAGAGAGACUGUUUGGUCUUGGAGAGCUUUAAGAUUAUGGAUUACAGUUUGCUGUUGGGAGUUCAUAACAUCGAUCAGGCAGAGAAAGAGCAGCAAAUGGAGGGAUCUCAGGGCAACAGUGAUGAGAAGAGACCGCUGGCACAGAAAGCGCUUUACUCCACUGCCAUGGAGUCCAUACAGGGAGCGUCUGCCUGUGGAGAGGACAUUGACACGGAUGACACAAUGGGUGGUAUUCCUGCGGUCAACGGUAAAGGCGAGCGUCUAUUACUGUACAUCGGAUUAAUUGACAUCCUGCAAUCAUACAGGUUAAUAAAGAAGUUGGAGCACACGUGGAAGGCUUUGGUGCAUGAUGGGGACACCGUCUCUGUACACAGACCGUCGUUUUAUGCCGACAGAUUCUUCAGAUUCAUGAGCACUACUGUAUUCAGGAAGACUUCCUCAUUGAAAUCUUCACCGUCGAAGAGGGGUCGAGGGGGUCUAAUCAAAUGCACCGGUCCCUGGUCGGCCAGCCAGCUGCAGUUCAUGAAGGACGAAAACAUUUAUGACCUGAGAGGAACUCGGAGCUUCCCUACUUUGGAAGAUGAUGGCCGGGCAGACGUGCUCCCCUGCACUCCUCCGUCCUUCGAGGAGGCCACAACAGCCUCCAUUGCGACCACGCUCUCCUCCACCACCUCUCUGUCCAUUCCAGAACGCUCUCCGUCAGACACCUCCGAGCACCCACGCUACAGGAGGCACACCCAGUCUAGCCAUGAAGAAUCAAUGCAGGAUGAGGACCAGCAGACCAUCACAGUGGAGGUGGAAGUGGAGGGACGGUAUGAGAGUGAGCCCACCCUGACGGCCCCCCAGUCAUCGCCGGAGAUCAGCGAAGUUCCAGAGGUGUUUUUAGAAGCUUCGUCGUCGUCCUUCACGGCAAGUCCCAGGAUAAUUGUAGAAUCUGACGGCGGCAGUCAAGCCUCGGGAGGCACGAGCCGCGCUUCUGUGGAUGAGGAUGAUGACGUGCCAAUUACAGACAUCUAUUUUCCUUCAGAGGACAGUACCUGGGUUUAUUCUCCUCUACACUACAGCGCAGGGUCUGAGACUCUGCCUGGAGAAGAGGAGGAAAGCGAGACAUAAUCGGACUUCACAGUACGAGUGGCAGCUACAAGAUGUAGACGCUGAAGGCGUAUCAGGAACUUCUACUGUCUGAAUCACAUCACGUUUGAGCCGACAGCUACUACCCGCGGAUCCACUUGAUCUCCGUCAGUUUCAUUGUCUUAACACAUUCGACAAAUAACAGAGCUAGUAAUAACGUCACAUGUUUAUAACGAAAAUGUUCAUGUCGAAAUAUUUCACCCCUCGUUCAUUUGCAUACUGUGAAUAUGCAACUCAAGUAGUCCUCUAGUUAUGUGUUAUAUGAUCACUUGACGUAAAAACGGCCUUCAUUGAACUACACAGGUUUAUAAUGCACUUCACCUUAUGUCAGCUGGUUGCGUUUCCAUAGCUAUUCUUUAUAAUUUUUGCAAAUUACUCAAAUGGCAGACAAUUUGCUGGAAUGAUUCGUUUUUGCAAAUGUUUAAUGGCUAUACGUUGUAUGAAAUUCGGCAAUAACCAAAGUACCAUACGUUUUUCAAACUGUAAUUUCAGAAAUAGGAGUGAUUUUGGAAGCUGCUGUUGAUUUUUAUUUAAAAGGUUUAGCCAGAAGUUGAACGAGCUAUUGUAGAUAAACCACAAGAUGUGACCAAAACUUACUGUGUGGGAGGCCAAAAUAUUUUAUAACCUUUUACCACAUCACAAUCAUCACUAGCAAAAAUGUUACAUUUAGGUGUUAAAAUGUAAAUCUUUAUGUAAAGAAUUUGUGCGCGCAUGUGUGUUUGUGGUUUUAAGCGAGCAUUAUUUGUUUGUGCAGAGUAGCACGCACAUAUUUUGGUUGCCUUCAUUUUUAUUUCGUGUCAACCCGAAUCCUGUUGUAGUUGUUGGUUCACCAAUGGUAGUGUCUUAUAUAAUUUGUAAAUAGAUCUAUAAAUAUGUACACAAACGA